UCACUGCGCCGGCGUGCGGGCGCGAGCGGUCAAAGCGCCUUCCGGAGGCCGUCGAAGUGCGCUCUUUUCCCGGUCUGCCGCUCUCGGAGUACGCAAGAGCGAGAUUCAAAGAGGCCUCCAACACUGGGGUGUUUUCUACACUCUGACUCCCCCCACCCCGGUGCCCCACCACUUCUGCGCUUGCCCUUUGACCCUGCUCUCGCGGCGGGGUGAGAGGUCGGUGGCCAUCUUGUGGCGGCGGUGCGGGUGCCUGUUACUGCAGAGACCCAUCCCCUCCCCCGCCGGGCCCCCGGGUAGUCUGUCAGUCCGUAAAGAGUCCCGCAGGCGGGUGGAGUGAGGCCCCGGCCUCGUGCGGUCACUCUUCCCGCCGCACUGGGCGGCCUAGGCCGCUCCCUGCCGGGCCUCACCGCCGCCACCAUGUCCUCCUUCUCCGAGUCGGCGCUGGAGAAGAAGCUCUCGGAGCUGAGCAACUCUCAGCAGAGCGUGCAGACCCUGUCCCUGUGGCUCAUCCACCACCGCAAGCACGCGGGACCCAUCGUCUCGGUGUGGCACCGCGAGCUCCGCAAAGCCAAAUCAAAUAGAAAGCUUACUUUUCUAUACUUAGCCAACGAUGUCAUUCAAAACAGUAAAAGGAAAGGACCUGAAUUCACAAGGGAAUUUGAAUCUGUCCUUGUGGAUGCUUUUUCUCACGUUGCCAGAGAGGCAGAUGAAGGCUGUAAAAAGCCUUUAGAAAGAUUGCUGAACAUCUGGCAAGAAAGAAGUGUGUAUGGCGGCGAGUUCAUCCAGCAGCUGAAGCUGUCUAUGGAGGACUCCAAGAGCCCUCCCCCCAAAGCAACAGAGGAGAAGAAAUCUCUGAAGCGAACUUUUCAGCAAAUACAAGAGGAGGAGGAUGACGACUAUCCUGGAAGCUACUCCCCCCAAGAUCCUUCUGCAGGACCCCUCUUGACUGAGGAGCUGAUCAAAGCUUUGCAGGACCUAGAAAAUGCUGCAUCGGGGGAUGCUACUGUCCGACAGAAAAUUGCUUCUUUACCCCAGGAAGUGCAAGACGUUUCUCUUUUGGAAAAAAUAACAGACAAAGAGGCAGCUGAACGUCUUUCAAAAACAGUAGAUGAAGCAUGUCUGUUACUAGCCGAAUAUAACGGGCGCCUGGCGGCGGAGCUGGAAGACCGACGCCAGCUGGCUCGGAUGUUGGUGGAGUACACCCAGAACCAGAAAGACGUUUUGUCAGAAAAGGAGAAAAAACUGGAAGUGAGUACACUGCAAGGCAGACCCAAACUCCCCAAGUUUACCUUCCUGGAGCCCACGUUAGAGGGUUUUAUUAUGCCUUAAUUAGCACAUUUUUUUUCUUUAAAACAUCCAUGAGAUGAGAACAUCUAUCAGAUACUGUAAUGAUUUAAA
This is a messenger RNA of Odocoileus virginianus texanus, 1398 nucleotides long. NCBI's taxonomy places the organism in Eukaryota, Metazoa, Chordata, Mammalia, Artiodactyla, Cervidae. The record is from RefSeq and is a predicted model, not a curated record.